CGUCGGAGGAAGAGGAGCAGGCGAGGCGAGGCAAUGGCGAAGGGCGGGCUGAGCAAGCUGCGGUGCAUGAUCAGGAGGUGGCACUCGUCCGGCCGCAUCUCCCGAGCGCCGGCGCCCAGAGAGGAGGACGACCGCGCCGGCGACGGGCGCGCGGCAUCGUUCCACGGCGCGGACGAGGUGCCCAAGGGCCUGCACCCAGUCUACGUCGGCAAGUCGCGGCGCCGGUACCUCAUCGCCGAGGAGCUCGUGGGCCACCCGCUGUUCCAGACCCUCGUCGACCGCUCUGGCGGAGCCGGCACCGCCGUCGGCUGCGAGGUCGUCCUCUUCGAGCACAUGCUCUGGAUGCUGGAGAACGCCGACCCGCAGCCGGAGUCCCUCGACGAGCUCGUCGAGUACUACGCGUGCUGAGAGCCCCGCACCCGGUCGUGACGGCGCUGCCGCGCCGGAGUUGGAAGCUUCCGGAAGCUGCGGC
Molecule: messenger RNA, 472 nt
Organism: Phragmites australis (common reed)
Lineage: Eukaryota; Viridiplantae; Streptophyta; Magnoliopsida; Poales; Poaceae
Product: auxin-responsive protein SAUR76-like
Exons: 1
Coding region: 34-408 (124 amino acids)
Biological process (GO): response to auxin
Source: RefSeq, a predicted model, not a curated record